CUUUUCUAGAACGCUUUAAAUAGCACCUCCCUUUAUGUCUUCCAUGUAGAGUUGUUGGAAAAAUGAAAGCGUUAACAUUGAUUUGCUUAGCUCUCUUUGGUUUGAUGAAACCUUCGUGGCAACAAGGAUUCGGUUUACAAGUGGGUGCCGGAGCUCAACUGUAUGCCGGCGCAGGUGGCUGCAAUUGUCCACCGGGUCCACCAGGACCACCUGGUGCCAAUGGUCUACCCGGUCCAGAUGGUGAUCCAGGUGAAAAAGGUCCAACUGGUGAUCCAGGUGAUAUAGGACCCGUUGGCCGUCCCGGUGAACGUGGUCAUGAUGGUCGACCUGGUCCCACCGGACCCAUUGGUGAAACAGGCAGACGAGGUCCACGAGGUUUUACCGGUGCCGUAGGAGCUAUGGGCCCCCGGGGUCCACCGGGACCACCUGGCCCUCGUGGUUUGCCAGGUACUGCUGCUGCACCGGCUGCUCGUUCCAGCCUUUACCCAUUGGAAGAUUUUGAAUAUGAUUUGGAAGACGGUGAAUUUUAUGAAUAAAGAAAUUUAAACAAAAGAA
Molecule: messenger RNA, 555 nt
Organism: Musca domestica (house fly)
Lineage: Eukaryota; Metazoa; Arthropoda; Insecta; Diptera; Muscidae
Product: collagen alpha-1(XII) chain-like
Exons: 2
Coding region: 63-536 (157 amino acids)
Source: RefSeq, a predicted model, not a curated record